Marasmius oreades (fairy-ring Marasmius) is the source of this 1760-nucleotide messenger RNA. RefSeq lists its product as uncharacterized. The coding region runs from base 30 to 1304 and encodes 424 amino acids. The record is from RefSeq and is a predicted model, not a curated record. The transcript is spliced from 5 exons. NCBI's taxonomy places the organism in Eukaryota, Fungi, Basidiomycota, Agaricomycetes, Agaricales, Marasmiaceae.
UCCUUUUGUUAUCUAUCGCACCCACCACAAUGUCCCCACCCACUUUCGACGUCCAGAAAGCCCGCUCCCAUUUCCCAUCUCUCGCCACAGGCUACAUCUUCGGUGAUAACGCUGGCGGCUCUCAAUGUACCAAAGACGUCGCCGACAGGAUCCACGACUAUCUCUGUAACACCAACGUUCAACUCGGAGCAGACUAUUCUGCCUCUCAGAUCAGUACGAAAAGGGUGAUGGUGGAUGGACCUGAACAUGCAAAGAUUCUCUUCAACGCUGAUUCGUCUGAUGAGAUCGUGUUUGGAUCAAGCUCGACGUUGAAUAUUGAGAAUUUAGCUAGGGGUUUGGAAGGUGGAAUUCGAGGAGGGGAUGAGUUUGUGCUUACUGGGGAACAUGAGGCCAACGGUGGCCCAUGGAAGAAAUUGGCUGAUCGUCGUGGUGCCAUCACCAAAGUCUGGAGACCUACACCCAUAAACCCCAACAAUCCUUAUUCAGUCGGAUACAGGAUCGAUGAUCUGAUCCCUUUGAUCACGGCCAAGACUAGAAUCGUUGCGUUUUCUGCGACAUCGAACAUCCUUGGUUCUGUUAUACCGGUUAAAGAGACGAUCAAGGCGAUACGGAAAGCUGCGAAAGAAAAAGGGGCGAAGAAUGUAGAGGUGUCUGUCGAUUGUGUAGCGUAUGCUCCACAUCGUCAGAUGGAUGUGCAAGAUUGGGAUGUUGAUUUUUGUGUGUUCUCGUUUUACAAGGUCUACGGCCCACACAUCUCAUCUCUCUACGUACGACACUCUUCGAUCCAAAACACGGUAUCUUCCAUCGUCCAUCACUUUUUAAAUGUCCACAAAACAUCUUACAAACUCCAACCCGGUGGGCCAGGUUAUGAAGUGGUAUACGGAACAACAGGAGUCGUUCCGUACUUACUUUCCUUAACCGAUUCAAACGAUCUCAAAGCGACUUUCGGAGCCAUCGCCAAACACGAACAACAGUUGAUCAACCCGCUGUUAGAGUACCUUACUGCGCCUAAACAGGUGGAGAAGGGUGUUAGAGUUGUAGGCGAUGAGAAUGCGGGGCCGGAUAGGGUGCCGACGAUUAGUUUUGUGGUGCUUGGAAGGAAGAGUAAGGAUAUUGUUAGGGUGUUUGAUAAGAAGGGUGGGAUUGGAAUUCGCUACGGACACUUUUAUGCUUGGGAAUUGAUCGAAAAGCUGGAACCCAAACUCGAUACGGACGAUGGUGUGGUGAGGAUAUCGUUGGUGCAUUAUAAUACAGUAAAAGAGGUGGAAAGGAUCAUUGAAAUUUUGCAAGAGAUAUUGGAUUAAGGUUAUUUUGCUUUGGGCUUUCCAGAUUUCUCAGAAUCGUGCCGUCUUCAAUUUUCCAGGUUCAUUUGGGGAGCUGGCGCGCACUAGACAAUUUUCAACGGACUCCAGUGAGAUUUCGUUUCGACAACGGCAAUAUCACUCGGCAUAUCAUCAUUCGGCAUUCGGUAUCUAAAUCUCAAGCGCAAGCGCAACCAGGCUGACAAUCACUAGCAUUCGUCGUGGAUAUCGAGUACAGCAAGCCUCACCACAACUUCCGACGUCAUAACGACGCCCGUUCCAUACUCUUCCGUCCAUCACCUUAUCCGAAUUACGGUACUCGCAAACGAACGGAGCGAAUUGCCGUGUGUUAUAGAUUUAGGGAUUUGACUGGCAUCAAACCUAGCGUGUCGCUAUGCUUGAACGGUUUCUUUGAUUUCGAGUACCGUAAGACCAUGAAAACAGGAAAUGGGAACCGAC